AUGUCAUUCAUUUCGCUUCUAAGAGAAGAAGUGAUAGCGGCAGUGCGUGAGAUAUUUCCGACUUGCCAUACAUGAAUACACGACACAAAGGGAAUGGAUUUCAAAAAUGUGAAUCCUUUAAACAGUCGAGUGAACAAGAUCUCAGGGAAUUUAUUCCCAAUAACGACCAAUAAGUCACAAUUUUCAGUAACGUAUCGUAUUUACAGUGCCAUUGUAUGGUUAAUAGAAUUGAUCUACAUGAUUGGGUUGAUUUCCGGGCUUAUACUAUCACCAGCGGAGAAGAUUUUGAAGGACGGAAUUCUCUCCAUUGUGGUGAUCAUGGAGACAUCUUUUAUGCUCACGUGUCUUUAUUUACGCACAAAGCUGAUGAAGGAAAUAAUCCACAAGAUAAACAAUAUCUUGCAAAAUGCGGACGAGACUAUGAAGAAUAUUAUAAACUCGAAAAUAAAACCUAUAACAAUGCCGUUCGUAAUAUAUGGUGUGACCAGUGUGAUAUCUGUCGGGAUAUGGCACUUACAACCGCUUGUGUUGGUCUUUGAGAAAUCCACCUUUGUCUAUGCAGAUUAUAAUUUGCCAACUGCUUUCAGCCCCGAGCCAUUCUCCAGCCUCGUUUUAAUUCCCUCAACCGUUAUUGCGGCACUUGGCGGCAUUUAUUUGUUCCUUAAAAAAUUCAGUGUGGAUAUUUACAUGAUGCAUUUGGUAUUGAUGUUAACAGCCCAAUAUAGAUACACAGCGACAAAGCUUAAGAUGCUAUUUCAGAAUCUACAGGACUAUCAUUACAAAUCUGAAGAAACGCAUAUUCCUGUAAAAGCUCAAUCGGUGAAAAAAGAAUUGAAAGAAUUAUGUCACCAUCAGAAUGCUGUAUUAAAGAUAUCAUGUAUAGUAAAGGAACUAUUAUCUAUCAACUUCAGUAUACUCCAUAUUAAUAAUGUGUUUCGCUUCUGUUUUUUGGGUAUCUUUUUAAGUACAAUACCAUCAAUGACUUUUCCAGAAGCAGCUUCAGUCGUCUUCUUUGCAAUUGGUUCGCUACUACAAUUCUUUUUGUUAUGUUCUUCUGUUCAAACAUUAUUAGACGCGAGUACCGAAGUAACAGAUAAAGCAUUUAAUGAAGGCUGGUAUGAAUUUGAACCAUCAGUUCAACGUACGUUUAUAUUAUUGAUAAUGGCAAAUAACUUAGAAUGUAGGAUUGCAGCGAUUGGAAGAUUUGAUUUAUCUUUGCCUUCAUUUAUGACGAUUAUAAACCAAUCAUAUUCAAUCGCUCUCCUAUUUUUAAGAGCAAAAUAAAAGAACCAUAUUCCGCAGGUAAUAAUAAUAUUAAAUUUCGUAGAUAGAAAAUAAAUAGUUACUUGACACAAAGAACAUUAAAGCAAAUAUUUUUAAGAAGAAACACGUAAAUAAAUUGUAUUGCAUAAUAAUUUAAAGAUUAUGGCUAUAACAGUGUAUUGAAUUACUAUUAAAACAUAAAAAUAUUAUAAUAUUUUUCAAAAAUUUACUCUU
This is a messenger RNA of Vollenhovia emeryi, 1497 nucleotides long. RefSeq lists its product as uncharacterized. The transcript has 6 exons. Gene Ontology annotation, molecular function: olfactory receptor activity; odorant binding. NCBI's taxonomy places the organism in Eukaryota, Metazoa, Arthropoda, Insecta, Hymenoptera, Formicidae. Gene Ontology annotation, biological process: sensory perception of smell; detection of chemical stimulus involved in sensory perception of smell. The record is from RefSeq and is a predicted model, not a curated record. Gene Ontology annotation, cellular component: plasma membrane. The coding region runs from base 94 to 1284 and encodes 396 amino acids.